AUGGAGUCGCUAAACAAAAUCUCAAGCGUAGAUAAAAUUUUGGAUCUCCUUUCCACACUCGGCUACGUCGAUGCAACAGGUUCCGAUGCACCGCCGUCGCAGAAAAUCGCCGCCGGCCUGUCUUGGAUCAUCGCCGCCCUCAACCCCAACUCCAACAUAAUACACGAUGAAAACAACACACAGUACAUAGAAGAAUCUCUAAAGUUAAUAGAAUGUCCGCACCCUCUUCAACAAACUCAUAUUCAAAAUCGUGAUGCUGAUGCUCUUUUUCCGGUUAUUCAAUGGAUUAGUUCACGUCUAAAAUCAACGCAAGAACAAUGCGUUAGUGAGGUACGUCGCGAUGAAGAAACUGUUGAAGAAGAGGAUGUGCUUAAAACUAGCUUGAUAAACAAGUUGGAUGAACUGAAUCACCGGAAAACGAAUGUUGUGGAGCAGUUAGAUGAGUUAAGAGCGAGAAUCAAUAAGAAAGGUGCUGAUUCUGCAGUUCAGAAGUUGUAUCCUUUGAUCAUCUCUAUGAAGGAUCUUGAAAGAAAGGAAACCAGCUUUCUGUUCAACCGCGAAGCUAAGCAUUCAGAACUUCAGGCCGAGAUUAGUGAAUUAGAGAGGAAAGUAGCAAGUGACUAUGAUAGCAAGAGCCUUACUGAUGAGCUUCAUCAAUCUUUUAGUGAAUCACUUGAAAGAGUCGAUCGGAUGAAAAAGGGACUUGCUGCUAGACUAAGAGAUGUAGUGGCAGUAAGACGGCAGAUUGAUGAUCUGCCGUGCCAAUCAGAAAUCGUUCAGUAUGAACAUCGGCUCUCAGAACUGUAUGCUCAAAUCCAGGGAAAGCAUCGACAGACUCACAAAUAUUAUUCUACCUACAAUGCUCUGUUGGAAAUAAAAGAAUUGAUGUUAAAGGAAACAUCUUUAUUGAAUUCGAUCAUUUCACAGUUUCAAGAGGCCUUUAGUAGCGCUGAUGGUCGUAUAAAACUUGUUCAUUCUAUGGAAGGGAUUUUCAAGGGUAGUCAACAGAAACUGGAAAAGGUUCAACUAGGGCUUCAAGAAGAAGAGAGAAACCGUAAUGACCUUAAGGAUAGAUAUGCUGCAACAAUUGGUGAGCAAAAGCGCUGCUAUUCUCUGAUGAAAGCUUUUCAGGAAAAAUGUUCCAAGGAGAAGUUACGGUGUCAGAGUUCCAGAUGA
Lathyrus sativus (Indian pea) is the source of this 1176-nucleotide messenger RNA. Lineage: Eukaryota; Viridiplantae; Streptophyta; Magnoliopsida; Fabales; Fabaceae. The record is from the annotation of a GenBank genome assembly.